AUAAAAAAUUUCGGAAGGGAAUAUCAUCAUUAUACUAUAUUUUUAAUUCAUUUUUUAUUUUCUAUUUUUCAAUUCCACGUAGAGAAAAAUUAAAUUCCAGAAUUCUUUUGUAAUGGUUUAUUUAGAUUCUUAAAUAUUCUACCACGUGGGAAUCAUAUUUUAUUUCUCAAAUGCAAAUCUAAUUUUUAGAAUUUUUAGAAUUGAAUGAAUCGAAUGAAUUAAAUCAUUUUGGAUUAAAUAAGUAUUAUUAAAAUUAUGGCGUCGAAUUGGGAAGAAUUUUACGCUAAAAAUCCACCGCCUUUGGAUUUACUGAACAGUGAAAAUCUUAUGAAAAAAUUUGCUCAACAACAUGAGGAUCAAAAAAUUGCUAUUGUGACGAGUGGAGGCACUACAGUUCCAUUGGAACACAAUACAGUACGUUACGUGGAUAAUUUCAGCGCUGGAACAAGAGGAGCAAUUUCUGCAGAAUACUUUCUAGAUAAUGGAUAUUCCGUUAUUUUUCUACACAGACUAAAAUCACUGGAGCCUUUUUCACGUCAUUUUGCAAAUCAAUCAUUCCUUGAUAUGCUCGAUUUAGGAAUUAACGAUGAACAACCAAUAGUUCAAAUUUCCUCACAAUAUACAGAACAAGUUUCAAAAGUAUUAUGUAAAUAUAAGGAAAUAUUGAAACAGGGGAGACUGCUGCAAAUAAAUUUUACAACUUUAGCUGAUUAUCUUUGGCUACUGCGAUCAGCUUGUCAGGCGCUCGCUCCCUUAAAAGAAAAGGCAAUUUUUUAUCUAGCAGCCGCUGCCUCCGAUUUUUACAUUCCACCCAACGAAAUGGCAGUGCAUAAAAUAUCAUCAAGUGGUCCACCGAAAAUUGCCCUGCAAUUGGUGCCAAAAAUUUUGAAACCCUUAGUAAGCCUCUGGGUGCCUGAUGCUUUUGUGAUAUCUUUUAAACUUGAAACUGACGAAAAUUUAUUAAUCUCCAAAGCUAGAGAUGCUCUUAAUAAUUAUCAACACAAAUUCGUUGUGGCAAAUAUGCUGCAAACUCGAAAAGAACGAGUUGUAAUUGUCAGCAAAGAUGAUAAUUAUGAGAUAACAAUGACAAAAUCAGAAAUUUCCCAGGGCAUGGAAAUUGAGAAGAAAAUAAUUGCCGAUCUUGUUGAGAAACAUGAUAAAUUUAUUCUCGAUGCUAAAAUGUCAAGAUGAAGACUUUGAACCUUCUUUUCUUCCUAUUUACAAAAGUGGUAAACUACUUUUGUACUAAAUAUUAUAAUUCGUUAAUUAUAUAAACCAGAAUAGAAAAAACAGAUUUUCAGUAAAAAUUUGUUCGGGGCAAAAA
This is a messenger RNA of Leptopilina heterotoma, 1324 nucleotides long. RefSeq names its product phosphopantothenate--cysteine ligase (gene Ppcs). The coding region runs from base 256 to 1191 and encodes 311 amino acids. The record is from RefSeq and is a predicted model, not a curated record. Gene Ontology annotation, molecular function: phosphopantothenate--cysteine ligase activity. Gene Ontology annotation, biological process: coenzyme A biosynthetic process. Lineage: Eukaryota; Metazoa; Arthropoda; Insecta; Hymenoptera; Figitidae. The transcript is spliced from 7 exons. Gene Ontology annotation, cellular component: nucleus; cytoplasm.